CAUUUCACAUGUCAUAAAACCCCUCAUUCUCUACAAGUUGACUCACCAAAAUCCAUUGCUACUCACUUUUGCUUUUGUUGGAGCAUUGUUUGAGCAAUGGGAGAUGAGGUGAUUCUCUUGAAUUUGUGGUUAAGCCCUUAUGGGAUGAGGAUCCGGAUUGCACUAGAGGAAAAGGGCAUCAAGUAUGAGAAUAGAGAAGAGGACUUAAGCAACAAGAGUCCUUUGCUCCUGCAAAUGAACCCAGUUCAUAAGAAAAUACCAGUUCUCAUUCACAAUGGCAAACCAAUAUGUGAAUCACUCAUUGCUGUUGAGUAUAUUGAUGAGGUUUGGAAUGAUAAGUCUCCCUUGUUGCCUUCUGAUCCUUAUCAGAGAUCACAAGCUAGAUUCUGGGCUAACUAUGUUGACACCAAGAUAUAUGAGAUUGCCAUAAAGUUUUGGACAACUGAAGGAGAAGAAAAAGAAGCUGCCAGGCAAGAAUUUCUGGAGUGUCUGAAGCUAUUGGAAGAGCAACUCGGGGAUGAGCCUUAUUUUGGUGGAGAAAACCUUGGCUUUGUGGAUGUUGCACUUGUUCCUUUGUUCUGUUAUUUUUAUACCUUUAAUUUAUAUGGAAAUUUCAUCAAGGAGGAACAGUACCCCAAAAUCAUUGCUUGGGCUAAGAGGUGCACUCUGAAAGAGAGUGUGUCCAAGAGUUUUCCCGAGGAGCAGAAGGUCAAAGAUCACGUUUCUCAGAAGAGAAAGAAUUUAAACAAAGGGUAGACUAGAGGCAGGGUGCAUAUUGGAAAAUCUAGUCACUUGAGUGCUGUAUAAUAUGAAUAAUGGCAUUACAAAACAGCACUUAUAUGUGUGUGCCUUUGGUUUUGCUGCUUAUUCUUUUCAAAGGAUAUUUUGUGACCCCCAAUGCAACAUUGUCUUUUAUUUUCACCAAAUUGUAUUAAUAUGUCACAUAUAUAUCAAUGGAUAAA
This is a messenger RNA of Cajanus cajan (pigeon pea), 962 nucleotides long. RefSeq names its product putative glutathione S-transferase. Gene Ontology annotation, cellular component: cytoplasm. NCBI's taxonomy places the organism in Eukaryota, Viridiplantae, Streptophyta, Magnoliopsida, Fabales, Fabaceae. Gene Ontology annotation, biological process: glutathione metabolic process. The record is from RefSeq and is a predicted model, not a curated record. Gene Ontology annotation, molecular function: glutathione transferase activity.